Diachasma alloeum is the source of this 4160-nucleotide messenger RNA. It is a transcript of the gene IleRS, whose product is annotated as isoleucine--tRNA ligase, cytoplasmic. The record is from RefSeq and is a predicted model, not a curated record. Lineage: Eukaryota; Metazoa; Arthropoda; Insecta; Hymenoptera; Braconidae. Gene Ontology annotation, biological process: isoleucyl-tRNA aminoacylation. Gene Ontology annotation, molecular function: aminoacyl-tRNA deacylase activity; isoleucine-tRNA ligase activity; ATP binding. The coding region runs from base 355 to 3990 and encodes 1211 amino acids. The transcript has a single exon.
GCGCUUGAAAUUCCCGCCGAAGAGUUCCUCGGACAUUUUCGCUGUCAAAUUACAAAACACAUCAACAAAAAUUUGCUAAACACAUCAAAGUGCAGAUAACAAGCUGUGCCCCCUCCUUGAGAACCGUGUGCAGUGCUCCCGAUAUUCCAACCUCCUUAGUAUCCACGAAAAAAAUAAUUCGGCGGAUCCCCACACAUGGUGUGCACUUGAAAAUCGCCGUGUGCUAUAGUGCAGUCCAAGUAUACCUCAAAUACAACCUCAAAACCUCGCUUGCACCUGCUUGCAUCACCCAGUCCUCGUAUUCGCCCUGCCGGCAGUUGUCACGUCCCGAGAGCCGGAAAAACGCAUGACAAAAUGCGUGAGAAGCUCCCCGAGACGAUAAACUUCCCCCAGGAGGAGCAGAAGAUCCUCAAGUUCUGGACGGACAACAAAGUUUUCGAGACGAGUCUCAAACACUCGAAGGGAAAGCCCAGAUACUCCUUCUUCGAUGGACCUCCAUUCGCCACGGGGCUGCCCCACUACGGCCACAUCCUGGCUGGGACGAUCAAGGACAUCGUCACGAGGUACGCCCACCAGAAGGGCUACCACGUCGAGCGUCGGUUCGGGUGGGACACCCACGGCCUCCCCGUGGAGUUCGAGAUCGACAAGGCCCUGGGGAUAAAGGGGCCGGAGGACGUGGCGAAAAUGGGGAUUGAGAACUACAACAGAGAGUGCAGAAAAAUCGUGAUGAGGUACGCAGGUGAGUGGGAGAGAAUAGUGACGAGGGUGGGAAGGUGGAUCGACUUUAAGAACGACUACAAGACCCUGUACCCCUGGUACAUGGAGUCCAUAUGGUGGGUGUUCAAGGAGCUCUUCAAUAAGGGUCUAGUCUACCAGGGGGUGAAGGUCAUGCCGUAUUCAACGGGCUGCAACACCCCCCUAUCCAAUUUCGAGUCGGGUCAGAAUUACAAGCAAGUUAUUGACCCGUCCGUAUUCAUCACGUUUCCCCUUCUGAAUGAGAAAGGUCCGGAUGGGGAGACCGUGUGCAUCAUCGCGUGGACGACUACCCCCUGGACCCUGCCCAGUAAUUUAGCCCUCUGCUGCAACGCCAAUUUUGAGUACGUGAAGGUCAGAGAUAAAGCCUCGAAGAGGGUGUUUAUUCUGCUGGAGGUCGCCCUGGAGAGGGUCUACAAAUCCAACGAUCUUUACGAGGUCAUUGGGAAGGUCAAGGGGUCAGAACUGAAGGGAAAGAGCUACGAGCCCCCCUUUCCCUACUUCGAACACCUGAGGAAGAAACAAAACGCCUUCAGGGUCCUCAACGACAAUUACGUCACUGGAGACACUGGAACGGGGGUCGUUCACCAGGCACCUUACUUCGGAGAGGACGAUUACAGAUGCUGCCUCGAGGCUGGCAUCAUCACCAGGGAUCAGGAGCCAAUUUGUCCAGUGGACAGCACGGGAAGAUUCACCCCUGAGGUCACGGAUUUCAAGGGGCUCUACGUGAAGGACGCGGAUAAGGAGAUUGUGAAGAACCUCAUGGCGUCUGGAAAGUGCGUGAAGUACGUUGGGCACUCUCACAGCUAUCCUUACUGCUGGAGAUCAGACACUCCCCUGAUCUACAAAGCAGUGCCCUCCUGGUUCAUCAGAGUGGAGACCAUCAAAGAUAAACUGCUGUCCUCGAGCUCUGAGACGUACUGGGUGCCUGAUUACGUCAAGGAUAAGCGAUUUGGUAAUUGGCUGAGAGACGCCAGGGACUGGGCCAUCAGCAGGAACAGAUACUGGGGGAAUCCCAUGCCCCUGUGGCUCUCUGAAGACAGGAAAGAGGUCGUCUGUGUUGGGAGUAUCGCAGAGCUGGAGAAAUUGACAGGGCAGAAGAUAUCUGACAUCCACAGGGAGAGUAUCGACCACUUGACGAUUCCAUCGAGAAGACCUGGAUAUCCACCACUUCGUAGGGUAUCUGAAGUCUUCGACUGCUGGUUUGAAUCUGGAUCUAUGCCCUAUGCACAGCUGCACUAUCCCUUUGAGAAAGUUAAGGACUUUGAGGAGACUUUCCCUGCUGAUUUCAUUGCUGAGGGGAUUGACCAGACCAGAGGAUGGUUUUACACUCUCCUCGUCAUCUCGACAGCUCUUUUCGAUAAGCCACCGUUCAAAAACCUCGUCUGUAACGGCCUGGUGCUGGCAUCCGACGGCCAGAAGAUGUCAAAGAGCAAGAAGAAUUAUCCCGACCCCAUGGAGGUUGUCGACAGAUUUGGGGCUGACGCAUUGAGGCUUUACCUGAUCAAUUCACCUGUUGUCAGGGCUGAAAACUUGAGAUUCAAGGAGGAAGGAGUCAGGGACAUCAUCAAGGACGUUUUCCUACCCUGGUACAACGCCUUCAGGUUCCUCCACCAGAAUAUCGAUAGAUACGAGACCGAGGAGAAGACGAAAUUUAUUUACAACGAGAGUGAGAACGAAGUGAACAACAUUUCUAACAACAUCAUGGACAAGUGGAUUGUCUCGUUCACCCAGACUCUCCUGGAAUUCCUGAAGAAGGAGAUGAAGGCCUACAGACUGUACACAGUGGUACCAAAGCUCAUAAAAUACAUCGACAACCUGACCAACUGGUACGUCAGGAUGAACAGAAGGAGAAUAAAGAGUGACAAUGGCCCCGAGGACUGCAGAAGAGCUCUGAACACUCUCUUCUCAGUGAUCUACACAAUGACUCGUAUCAAUGCGCCCUUCACCCCGUUCCUGAGUGAAUUCAUGUACCAGAGGAUUGUCCAUCUCCUCCCGAGAGCCCCUAAAUCAGAAUUAGCAGAGUCUGUGCACUACCAGAUGGUUCCUGAGCCGAAUCCACAACUGAUUGAUGAAAAAAUCGAGAGGUCUGUUUCGUACAUGCAGACUGUCAUCGAGCUUGGGAGAAUCGUCAGAGACAGGAAGACAAUUCCAGUGAAAUAUCCCCUUCCAGAGAUUGUCGUGAUCCAUCAGGACGAGAAGAUUCUCGAGGAGAUCGUGAGUCUCAAGUCCUACAUCCUGGAGGAGCUCAAUGUCAAGGAGUUGACAGUGACAACUGACAAGCAGAAGUAUGGAGUCAGUUUGAGGGCAGAGCCUGAUCACAAAACCCUUGGGUUCAGGCUUAAAGGUGAAUUCAAGGCUAUAAUUCAAGCCAUCAAAGACCUCUCUGAUGCUCAACUGCAGGAGUUCUUAGUCACGAAGAAAAUCGUCGUUAAUAAUCAUGAACUUGGGGAGGAGGACCUUCGCCUCAUGUUCAGUUUCUCCGGACCAACGGCCCAGCAAUUGUCGAUGAGGUACGAGGCACAUUGUGAGGGGAAUGUCUUGAUUCUCCUGGAUGUCACGCCUGACGAGAGCAUGCAGCACGAGGGCAUUGCCAGGGAGAUCAUCAACAGGGUGCAGAAACUCAGGAAGAAGGCGCAACUGGUGCCCACCGACGAGGCUGAUGUCUACUACGAAAUAUCGGACAAAGGUUCUUCUCUUUUCAAAGUCAUUGGGGAUUACAGGGAGUUUAUUGAGGGGAUCACGAAGACUCCUCAGAGGGAGAUGAAGGGGGCACCUGUUGGGGAUGUCAUCAUCGAGGAGAUGCAGAAGAUCAAGGGAGUGGAGAUGAAGCUGGUGUUGGUGAGGAAAGGGGGGAGCAAAUCUCCUGAUGAACCUGCCUCCAAGUACGUGAACAUCAUCGUCGAAGGGAUUGAGCCGAGGUAUGGAGCGAACAGUGUGAAUGGCACUGUCUUGUUGGAGAACCCGAAUAAUGGAACAGGAAUUUCCCUGCAGCAGCUCAGGCGUGAGAUAGACGUCAUUUUCGGCCUCUACGCCAGGAACUUUGACGUGUUCUUCGAGGGCAAGAGGGUGGAGGGCGAUUUCCAGUGUCAAAACUUGAACAAAAAGACAAUAUUCGUUGUUAAAGCUGGUGAGACCCCUGGAAAAACGUCCGGAGAGAGCCAAAAACCGUUUUGUCGAUUUGUUAAUGUGGAGGUUGAUAGUAGAAAUUACUCAGUUCUGUUUGAAAACCCUUAGGGAUUCGUGUUGAAUAGUUCCGAAGACGUGAAAAAGAAAGUUGAACUGUGUGGAUCAUCCAAUGUAGAACUAGUUUAGUGAAAAAUUUUCUCUCUAAUUUAUUUCGUGGAUGGGCAGAAGAAUUUUGUAAACGAAGAGUUUGAAUAAACAGUUAAAUAAUACUUUUCUUA